CGGCGCGCACGGAGGCGGGGACUCUUACCUCACAGAGGUAGCUCCUCCGCCGGCAGCAACUCGGCGCCCGCGGUCCAUGGACCGGAACCCCCGGGCCGACGGGCAGGAACCCGGGCUGCGAUCGUCGCCUCCUCGCCCCAGGCUCCUCCUCCUCGCUCCCCGCCGCCUCCUCCGGACGCCCGCAGGCCGCGCAGCGCCGCCGCCGGGCUCGCAGAGCUGACCCCGGAGGCUGGGAGGCGGGUUCGUGGCCGCCGCGGGACUGAGGCCUACUCCGCCGCUUCUCAGUGCUAUUGUCCCUGGGCCCGGCCGUCCCGGCCCGGGUCCCCUGGAGAGGCGAGUGCUCCGGCUCCACGGAAGAUGCCGGACCAAGCCCUACAGCAGAUGCUGGACAGAAGUUGCUGGGUGUGUUUUGCCACUGAUGAAGAUGAUAGAACUGCUGAAUGGGUGAGACCAUGCAGGUGCAGAGGAUCUACAAAAUGGGUGCACCAGGCUUGUCUACAGCGCUGGGUGGAUGAAAAACAAAGAGGAAACAGUACCGCCAGAGUGGCAUGUCCUCAGUGCAAUGCUGAAUACUUAAUAGUUUUUCCAAAGUUGGGUCCAGUUGUGUACGUCUUGGACCUUGCAGACAGACUGAUCUCAAAAGCCUGUCCAUUUGCUGCAGCGGGAAUCAUGGUUGGCUCUAUCUAUUGGACAGCUGUGACUUACGGAGCAGUGACAGUAAUGCAGGUUGUAGGCCAUAAAGAAGGUCUGGAUGUUAUGGAGAGAGCUGAUCCUUUAUUCCUUUUAAUUGGACUUCCUACUAUUCCUGUCAUGCUGAUAUUAGGCAAGAUGAUUCGCUGGGAGGAUUAUGUGCUUAGACUAUGGCGCAAAUACUCAAAUAAACUACAAAUUUUGAACAGUAUAUUUCCAGGGAUUGGCUGUCCUGUUCCUCGAAUUCCAGCUGAGGCUAAUCCUUUAGCAGAUCAUGUCUCUGCCACCCGAAUUUUAUGUGGAGCCCUUGUCUUUCCUACUAUUGCGACUAUAGUUGGUAAACUGAUGUUUAGUAGUGUUAACUCUAAUUUACAAAGGACAAUCUUGGGUGGAAUUGCCUUUGUUGCCAUAAAAGGAGCAUUCAAGGUUUACUUCAAACAGCAGCAAUAUUUACGUCAGGCACACCGCAAAAUUCUAAAUUAUCCAGAGCAAGAAGAAGCAUAAAACUGUGACUUCCUGUCGUUCUGCAGUCCUCUCAUCCCUAUGAGUCUGUUGUGUUGUUUUGAUUCCAUCAUUAAUGCACAGUAGUGGAGACUUGUGAUAAGCUGCUGCUCUCGUAUUUUUAAGAAAUAUAAUAAAGAAAGCACUUAGGGCCGGAGAACUCCUCUCAGUAAUCACGGAACCUAAGGAUGUGAUUCGUUCUCAUUAUUCUGUAUGUACUUCUUUUAUGGCAGUCGUCUGAACCAUUAUAUUAGCAUGGGAAACCUGGCUUUGUUCAUAUUUUCUUCAAACAAAAAUGUAAGGAUCAACCUGUGCAAAUAUUGGAAAAUGCACAUGCUGUUUUAUUCAAAGGCCUCUUUUGUACGUGCUCAUGUUCAGUGUUUUCUUAGAAUUGGCAAUUCAAUGAAGGUACUGAGGACUUUUCUCACUGGCAUAAUUUGAUUACAUGUUGUAAACAGGAGUACAUGUUAAUAUGAGGAAAUGUAAAUUAAAUUAGUUAUAAAUAAAUAACAAACCAAAAAUGUAUGUAAACAUUUAAAUGAUUAUCUGAACAAAUGCGAUUUUGUUGUUUGUUUUUUUUAACCCACGUGAUGUCCUCCAAAAUGUGUAGGAUAAAAAUUCACAGGGCUUCCAGAUCACUUUUUCACUAUUAAAUAUUAUUUAUAUAAUGUUGACAUCUCAUAGUUCAUAAUGUAAUUUUGACUCAUGCAGUCUUAAUUACUGUGUGUGUAUGUGUGUGUGUGAGAGAGAGAAAGAGAGAGAGAUGUCAGGACCUUCCAUCACUGGACUAAGGUUUUUAAAUCCAUAUUUCUAGAAAUUAGAGCUGCCAGAUUAUAGUAGUUUGAGCACAGAGAACGAUUUGCAAAAAUUUCAAUAAAGUUAUUUUACUGUUCUCUUUCAUUGAUUCAGUUAUUCAGGUAUUUGCUGAUCACCUCCCGUUUGCCCAGGCACUGUGCUGAGUGCUGUGGGAUACAAUGGUGAACACGACAGACUUGGUUCUAUGUAGUUUACAGUCUAAUUUCAACAGAUAGAAAACCAACAGUGGUGAACCAAGGUGAGGCCUGGAGCUCUUUGUUUUUACACCAGUCAGUGAGGAGAUGCUUAUGAAAAUAAGUCUUGAGUAAAUAUUGAGGUCAUUGGUUUUGGCUUAAGACAAUUUAUUUUAAAAACCAAUACUAAUGUUUUUAGAUUUUAAUUGCUUGUCAUAUUGAUGAGAAUAGUAUCUUAAUAAUCACUGUUUAUCUAGUUUUAUAUUAAUUUUUAAGAAGCAAUUAUUUAUUUUAAGCCAUUUUUAAUAGUGGCCCUUUUAAUGUGAUUCAACAAUCUGGUUUUGCAGUUAUUUUCAUUAAUUAAAAUUCAAUUUUUAAAAGUUCUAAAAACCCUAUUUAUUUUCUUGUUUACAAUAUCUUAUGCAUGAUGAUAAUAAAUUUCCUCUUCCUGAUGAGUGGCCGCUUCUCUUUAGGAGUGUAGCAAAUAGAGAUUAAGCUAUGUUAGACUGCAAUAAUGUAUGUUAACUUUAGUAAUUUAAAAUUGGAAUCUUUAUAGUAUGAAUGUUGAGUUACAAUAUGAAGUUGAUGUGAAUGGCUAUUGAACAUUUAAAGUUGUCAUUCUUUGGGGAGGAAGGGAAUAUUUGACUGACAGUGGGCCUUAUUAAGAACACUGCUAUAGUUCUGAAGGGGAAAUAAAAAUCUAUGAUUAUAUAUAAAAGUAACUUAGAUUACAUAACUAUAAUUAUAAAAUAUAUUGGCUUUUCUUUCAUUUUUAAGGUGAAAAGACACUAGGUAUUUCCUGUAUAAUUUUGUUCUGUAGAACAGCUUUUAGGCAGCCUUUACUACAGUCAUAUAAGCACACAGUUCCUUAUUUACUACUUUAAUGUCCAAAAUGGGGAAGUAGCUGCUUGGACUUAUUGGCAUCAGGGCUUGUGAGGGAGAGAGAAACAACUGUAAUCUUUUGGGGGCAGGGAAGUGGGGUUUCUAGGGCUUUGGGAGGGAAUUGCAAGUGCCUGGGGACCAAGAGUGGCCUCUAGCCUUGGGAUUAAGCACUUAAAUCUAAAGAGCCUUAUUAGCUCAAGAAGUACCAUGUCCUAUUCUCUUUAGCAAGGUGGCCUGCACUGUCAUGAAGCAACAAAAGAGCAUGAGCUGGCUCAUGUUAGGUAGACCUGGUUCAAAUGCUAAUUCUGCUUUUAAUAACUUGACCUUGGCCAAAUGAUUUAACUUUCAGCUACAGUUUUCUUCAUCACUGAAAUGCAAGUAAUACUCAUCCUCAAAAGAUAUUUCCAGGAGUAAGAGAAAUUAAAGGAACAGGCACUUUAGGCUUGAAAUAGCACCUAUAGAGCAGCCAUUCUUAAUUGCUAAAUAGUCUGUUCACUCUCUAGGAAGAAUGAAAUAAAAGAAAGGCAUUAAGGGACAGAUUAAAGGGAUGCUGUAGACUUUGGGGAUAGGUGGGUAUAUUUUGUGUUUUUCAAUUUUUUUCACAUUGCUUUACUGUGUAAUUUCUAUAAAUUAAUGUUUUAAACCUCUUAUAUGAAAUUCAGUGACAACUAGUAAAAUUAUUUUUGCAAAAAUUAACUUAUCUCCAAAGUGGCUGAAAAUGUUGUUCAUCAUUACAUGAUUAUCAAAUGACUGUGAAAAUAUAUAUAAUUAAACUUAGUGACUUCAUUAGUCACUGCCUUGUUAACUGCUGUAAUUUUUUUUAAACAUCUUGUUUUUAAUAUAGAUUAUUUCAAUACUGGCUGGAUUAGGGUAAAUAAAGGAUAUUUCUGUU
This is a messenger RNA of Eptesicus fuscus (big brown bat), 3954 nucleotides long. RefSeq names its product membrane associated ring-CH-type finger 5 (gene MARCHF5). Bases 358 to 1194 code for a protein of 278 amino acids. The transcript is spliced from 6 exons. The record is from RefSeq and is a predicted model, not a curated record. NCBI's taxonomy places the organism in Eukaryota, Metazoa, Chordata, Mammalia, Chiroptera, Vespertilionidae. Gene Ontology annotation, molecular function: zinc ion binding.